This is a messenger RNA of Podarcis muralis (Common wall lizard), 1904 nucleotides long. It is a transcript of the gene PYCR1, whose product is annotated as pyrroline-5-carboxylate reductase 1. NCBI's taxonomy places the organism in Eukaryota, Metazoa, Chordata, Lepidosauria, Squamata, Lacertidae. Gene Ontology annotation, molecular function: pyrroline-5-carboxylate reductase activity. Gene Ontology annotation, biological process: L-proline biosynthetic process. The record is from RefSeq and is a predicted model, not a curated record.
UUAGGUCACCUCCAGGCAACUGACACCAUGAGUGUGGGAUUCAUCGGCGCGGGGCAGCUUGCCUUCUCCCUGGCUAGGGGUUUCACCGCAGCAGGAGUUUUGGCUGCUCACAAGAUAACAGCAAGUUCGCCAGACACUGAUCUCCCUACUGUAUCAGGGUUGAGGAAAAUGGGUGUGAAUUUCACUCUAAGCAACAAAGAGACGGUUAAAAACAGUGACGUCCUGUUUCUGGCAGUGAAACCUCCCAUAAUUCCAUUCAUCCUGGAUGAGAUUGGCUCAGAUAUAGAGGAUCGGCACAUUGUGGUCUCAUGCGCUGCUGGGGUCACGAUCAGCUCUAUUGAAAAGAAACUUUCUGCCUUCUGCCCCACCCCAAAAGUGAUCAGGUGCAUGACCAACACACCUGUGAUUGUAAGAGAAGGAGCCACUGUCUACGCUACGGGGACCCAUGCUGACGUAGAGGAUGGAAAGCUCUUGGAACAACUGAUGGCUAGUGUGGGCUUCUGCACUGAAGUGGAAGAAGACUUGAUAGAUGCUGUCACAGGACUCAGUGGCAGUGGACCUGCUUAUGCAUUCACAGCCCUGGAUGCCCUGGCAGAUGGAGGCGUGAAGAUGGGCCUUCCUCGCAGGCUAGCCGUCCGGCUGGGAGCUCAAGCUUUGCUGGGAGCUGCCAAGAUGCUGUUGGAUUCAGAGCAGCACCCCGGACAGCUGAAGGACAAUGUUUGCUCACCUGGGGGUGCUACCAUCUACGCCCUGCACUUCUUGGAGAGUGGUGGCUUCCGUUCACUCCUCAUCAAUGCUGUGGAGGCAUCCUGCAUCAGGACAAGGGAACUACAAUGCUUGGCUGACCAGGAGAAGGUCUCCCCGGCCGCUGUUAAGAAGACCUUGAUGGAUAAAGUGAAACUGGAGUCUUCCUCUGCCAACAAGGUCAGCUUAUUCAGCAAAAAGAAUCCUGGCAGCAAGAAGCAAUGAGGAGGCCUGGGCCUUGCCCAGCCAACACUUUCCUUUCCCUUUCAGGGGAAGCAGUAGCUUAAGCCAUUUUUUUGUGGUGGGGCCUAGCCUGGUUUUGCGGCUGCAGGAGAACGGGGUUUUAGCUUCCAGAUGUGAUUAAUUAAAGAGUAGCAGGGACCAGCAUUUCUGGGGGCUGAGCAGGAGGCAGACUGCCACCAGCACUUUCCACUGGGUGGGUGACUGUGUGUACUUCUGGCCUUGAGGGAUUUUGGUCCUGUAGUUGUGAUUAUGAUGUUUUGUUAUUUACACCCUCCUCCCUUCCUCCAGGGCACACCCCUCCUGUUAAUCUUUUCAUCAACUUUGUGAACAGUGCUAUUUUUCUAGAAAAAGAGGUUCCGGGACUCACCAUGAACACCUCCCUCAUUCUUUUAGAAUGGCAAUGGUGCCUACCUGAGCGGUGCCAGAACUGAGUUUCAGAGAGUUUUGGCUGAAAAAAAGCCUUGCUUGUGAGGUACAUUGCCCUGGGAGACAAUGGCUGGCCCAAAGUAACCUGGGGAGCACCAUGUCUAAGCAGAGAUUUUAACCUGGUCUCUUCCCAGUCUUUGUCUGUCUUCUGUGGCUGUAUCAGGCUGGUAGACAUUCACUGGUAUGGGCACACUUCUUAUUUAAUAGGCCAGGGACUUGACCCCAGGCAGGCCCUUCAAGUCCUGGCAGUUGUUGUGUAUCCCAUUCUCAUGAAAUAGUGGCUGCUGUACAGUCUGCAAGGCACUCUGGACUUCGGGCUAUUUUUUUUUUUUUUUGCUCCUCACUGCAAACUGGAUUGCCACUGUUCCCCACACACUGUUAAUCUUACUUUGUAUAGAGGACCCCAAAUUUCCUUGGCAGCUCCACUUGUACAGCCCCUACUAUGCUGCCCACAAUAGUAGUAAAAUAAAAUCUCUCACAAUUUUUCUGUU